GACGCCAGCAUGGACAUGGUUUCAAUGUGAUGAGAUGUGAUGAGACCUGUGGCACUUGUGGCCGGCUUGUGGUCGAUUCACUUCAGUAUCGCUUCAGCUUCCGGUGCUUCCAACUCUGCCAGCUCUGACUUGUGGGCUGCCUUGCAACAUGCCACCGGCUUCACAGACGACGAGCUGACCUAUUUGGCAGAGGAACUUCGAGAGCUUCCAGCACCGUCACAGAAACGCCUUUGGCAGGAGAAAGUUCGUUGUGGAAAAGGUUACUGUGCUCCAGAAGCCACCAGUCGCUUGGUGGCUGCCCUGGGGGAGGCAGGUCAAUUGCCAUCCCGGGUCUUUGAACUCUUUCCCGGUGAUCCUUUGUAUAACUACUGGAAGGAGUCGGACCGGACGGCCUUCCACUCCUGGGUCAAUGGGCAGCCGGCCCACGAGGAGACCAUUGAAGCAUUGAUCCCCGAGGGUCAACCGCUGGCGUCUGGAAGGAUCCAAGCAGCCAGCUUCACCUGGAAAGCAAAGGCUUUGAUUCAAAAGUUGUUGGGCCCAGUGGAGAUUGAUAAGUCCCUUGGGCGGUGUUUGGAAUGGGAUACGCCUUUCUAUGUGAUCACAGCUUUUCAAAAGCUUUGCUUCAGAUCAGACAUACUGCAGUAUGCCAAUCCCAAAGCUGGAAUGCAAGAGCGGAUGCAGAUUUACCAGAAAGGGACAAGGGUGCUCGCGCUGGAUGUGCUUCAUCCACCUCAUUGGAUGCCCAACGAUUAUGGACUGGUCGUGUGUUAUUUCGUGCUUGAGCAUGUGCCAGAGCCGCACCAGGCCAUGAAUGGCAUCAGCCAACUUCUUCUGCCAGGAGGUUUUCUCUUGCUUGGAGCUCCCUUUAUCGAUGGUGUUCAUGGGUGCCCAGAUGAUUUCUUCCGCUACACGCCCCAUGGUUUGCGAAAGGUAGCAGAGUUCGCUGGCCUGGAGGUGUUGAUGGAGUCGUCUCCUGGUCACCAAAUCGCAGCAGCUGGGGAAAUGAUGGGAAUGCGGUCCUCCUAUUGGCGAACAGAGGAUUUGCUGCAAGACUCUGACACGCAUCCUAUGAAUGUGUUUCUUCUGGCUCGGAAGCCGCUUCGUCCAGGUCAUAGGAGACCGUGGACGCAGCAUAAUCGCAGCAGCUGAGAGGCUGGGACCAUCAGUGACCUCGCGGAGAAUCUAAGAUGUGGGAAGAACGCGGGGAGGUGGCCACGAACAAAGUGCUUUCAUCAACUUCCUCAGUUCUCACAUUCCUUUUCCCCUUGCUGCUCACAGGUAGCAAAUUUAGGGCCUUUUCGGUCGAACUCACAACCUUGCAGCCACUGGAGGGUUGGCACACCAUGUUUGCUGUGAGAAUCCGGGACGUUCAACAUCCGAGCCAAGCCAAAAGG
Molecule: messenger RNA, 1394 nt
Organism: Cladocopium goreaui
Lineage: Eukaryota; Dinophyceae; Suessiales; Symbiodiniaceae
Source: the annotation of a GenBank genome assembly